Helicoverpa armigera (cotton bollworm) is the source of this 1637-nucleotide messenger RNA. RefSeq names its product Rabenosyn-5 (gene Rbsn-5). The transcript has 6 exons. The record is from RefSeq and is a predicted model, not a curated record. NCBI's taxonomy places the organism in Eukaryota, Metazoa, Arthropoda, Insecta, Lepidoptera, Noctuidae. Gene Ontology annotation, molecular function: metal ion binding. Bases 179 to 1504 code for a protein of 441 amino acids.
UAUUUAUUUCUGUUUUAUUGAAAAAAAAUAUAUAGGGAAUCGAUUAGUCAUAUAGAAAACUAAACGUCGAUGUCAUAAUUUGUGCGAAAGAUUGAGGGGGUGUAUGUACUUCUCCUCAUAGAAAUUAUAAUUAAUUACCGUGUGAGCGUAAUGUUGCAUUAAUUAGAAAUCUCUUACCAUGGCUGCAGCUAACGACGACGAGAUUCUCGAAGGUUUUCUCUGUCCAAUAUGUAAGGCAGACUUGAAAUCUGCAUCACAACUGACGAGCCACUUCGAGAGCUUACACUCUGAAGAACAGGAUGUGCUGCGGUCCUUGAAGGAGAUCUUUGGUAAAGCGAAGAAGAUUAUACUGAAUAAUGACGAUUCUGACUUGAAGGAGACGUUUGACCGUGCGUUAAAGUUUAGUUACCAAGAGCAUCGUUACUUGGACGAGGAGCAGAGUCUAGGUGUGUCCCGCAGUUCUACCGAUUACCUGAAAGGCGUGCGGUCAGCGCGAUUGGAGCGAUACGCUACGGAGACCAAUAAGCUGCUUAUUAGACUGGACAAACUUGUUUGUAACAUGCCUGCUGAACCACAUCAGAGGAAACUACAUGAACAGGAAGUAGUGCCAUGGUUAGACGGGUCAUCUGUGAAGCUGUGCCCUAACUGUGCGAAGGCCUUUAACUUGACACGGAGGAAGCACCACUGCAGACUCUGUGGCUCCAUCCUCUGCCAUGACUGCUCACUGUUCCUAGAUAUUAAUGUAGCUAGAUCAAUAGUAGACCCCUCCGUACCACAGACAUCAAGCCAGCCAGACCAUGAGAUCACAGAGAAGAACGGUCUCCGUCUGUGCGAGCACUGCUACAAUCUCAUAGAGUUGAGGAAGCAAGUGCAGGAGAGUAGGAACGCUAAGACUGUGCUGGUGACUGCGUAUGAGCAGAUGAGGAGCUUGAUGGACAAGGCUAGGCCAGAUGUCGCUAUGUAUGAAAAGAUGUGUCAAAGCCUCUUCGACGGUGAGACGACCUACAAUUUGACUGACGUGAACAAGAUGCGCGGGCGCAUCGGCAAGCUGGCCGAGGGCAUUGACUUGCUGAGCAAGCAGAUAGUCACGUUCCCUGCCGAACCUGGCACGAGGCAGGCGAGGCUGCAGAAUGCUAUCAGACAAGCCGCUGCACAUUAUAUCAAGGAGGAUCUACUGUCCCUAAGAAAAUUGCCAACAGAGGCCCAAAUAGAAGAAGUUCGGAGACAGAGGUACGAGCGAGCUGAAAAACAGAUACAAAUGGAGAGAGAGAGAAUGGAGAAACAGAGAGAUAGGUUGGAAGACAUGGCUGGACCUAGCGCAGCCAGGGUUGAGAGCAACCGGGAUGAUGACGAUAACCCCUUGUUAGAACAGAUGAACAUCAUCAGAGAUUAUAUCAAGGAGGCUCGAAGGGAACUCAAGUUUGAAGAGGUUGCGAUCUUAGAGACGAACUUGAAAGAACUGAAAAAAGAAUAUCAACUUCAAAAGCUGUCAAACAAGUCCUAGUCAUUCCAAACCUAGAUUUAUGUAAAAUAUACCUAUGUAUAUCACUUUAAUAUUUAUUAUUCAAUGACCUUGCAAACUUACACUGUUGUUAAUUUUUUUACCUUACCAUAAGAAUAAAAUUCAUUAUAUAUUA